This is a messenger RNA of Megalobrama amblycephala (Wuchang bream), 607 nucleotides long. It is a transcript of the gene syce3, whose product is annotated as synaptonemal complex central element protein 3. Bases 159 to 449 code for a protein of 96 amino acids. The record is from RefSeq and is a predicted model, not a curated record. Lineage: Eukaryota; Metazoa; Chordata; Actinopteri; Cypriniformes; Xenocyprididae. Gene Ontology annotation, biological process: reciprocal meiotic recombination; synaptonemal complex assembly; spermatogenesis. The transcript has 3 exons.
GCGAAAUUUAUAUUCGAGUUUUUUACACAAGGUGAGCGUGCACGCGCGCGAGAGCCGUUAAAUCUGCGUGUUGCGUGCAUUGCUCGAGCUGUCGUUGUCAGCUGUCGCAAUAAAACAAGAAACAUUAAAGAUUGUCUGUAGUUCGCUACAUUACCAAGAUGUCUGAAGAUAUUUCGAGUGCGCAGUUAUGUGAGGACUUGGGUCGUGAGAGUUUACAACUGAACCAACAUUUGGAGAAGAUGACUGAACAAAUGGAAAAUAUUUCAGUGAAUUUGUCUUGGAUGGCCUAUGAUAUGGUUGUACUCCGCACCAGUCCAGAUCUGGCUGAAUCCCUGAAGAGUCUGGAGAAAGGGUUUCUUAAGUGCAAAGACGUCAUCUGUUGUCCCACAGAUGGACAAGCUAAAAAAUGCCAUCCUGAUGCUCAAGAACAUACUAUCCCCCAAGAAUAGAUUAAAGUUUCAGUUUAGAACAGAGACCUUUAAUGUUGUUAAUAUUGAUAUGUGGUUAGAUUAGCCAGGGUUAUUCGAUGUUGGCAUAUAUAUUUGUGAUUAUAUAUAUAUAUUUUUUUUUUGCACUCACAAAUUAAUAAAAAUAUCAACAAAUCAAA